Molecule: messenger RNA, 561 nt
Organism: Sardina pilchardus (European sardine)
Lineage: Eukaryota; Metazoa; Chordata; Actinopteri; Clupeiformes; Clupeidae
Product: zinc finger protein 25-like
Exons: 3
Coding region: 1-561 (186 amino acids)
Biological process (GO): regulation of transcription by RNA polymerase II; urogenital system development; embryo development
Cellular component (GO): nucleus
Molecular function (GO): RNA polymerase II transcription regulatory region sequence-specific DNA binding; DNA-binding transcription factor activity, RNA polymerase II-specific
Source: RefSeq, a predicted model, not a curated record
AUGUCUGAUCGUACGAUUCAUCAAUCGAUCCACACAGGAGAGAAAACAUAUCAGUGUUCUCAGUGUAAAAAAAGAUUUAAUCAAAAGUCUAAUCUCAAAAAGCAUCAGAUGAUCCACACUGGAGAAAAGCCACAUCAGUGUCCUCAGUGUGGAAAAAACUUUGCUCAAAUGUCUCAUCUCAAGGAUCAUCAGAUGAUCCAUACUGGAGAAAAGCCAUAUCAGUGUUCUCGAUGUGGAAAGGCAUUUACUCAAAGGUCUGCCCUCAGACAACACGAGAGAAUCCACACAGGAGAUAAACCACAUCAGUGUUCUCAAUGUGGAAAAUCCUUUGCUCGAUUAGGUUAUCUGAAGGAUCAUCAGAGGACCCAUACUGGAGUAAAGCCAUAUCAGUGUCUUCAAUGUGGAAAGGCAUUUACUCAGAGAUCAGUUCUCAGAGGACACCAGAGAAUCCACACAGGAGAAAAACCAUACCAGUGUUCUCAGUGUAAAAAAACAUUUGCUCAAAAGUCUCAUCUCAAGUAUCAUCAGAUGACACAUUCUGGAGAAAAGCCACAUCAAUAA